ACGUUUGGAAAUUUCCUGGGAAAUUCCUGUAGCUCCUUCAGAUCUAAAACUUUAGCCCCUCUAGGAUUUCGCAAUGUUGCGGUCGCAGCUAUUAAUGCAAAUUCAAGAAGAGCCGAGAUUUUUUCCUCACCAUGCAACUUUACAUUUUCAUCGCAACUUUACUGCAACUUUGACCGAUCUACCGUAACAACAGUUAUGGUGACGACGCAGCUUCACGGCUGUUUCUCUCCUCAGUCAGGCUCUUUUUUAUUUACUCUCUUUAGUCUUUUUUCCCUUCAAGCUGCACAUGAACGGUCAUUUGUGCGGAGUGCGAGCGCGGGUGAAUGCGUGCGCAGCGACUGGGUGGGAUUGCGCUGAGCGGGUGUGAAGAGGUCCGUCACAUGGAGCACAACAUGAACCGAGUAUGAAGGAUUUAUGAUCAUUUCAUUGAAUUGUAUUGAAUCAUUUCUGUUAGUAGGAAAACAGACAGUUUGAUGUAAGGGGCAAAAAGAAAACAGACUUGGCCUUAACAUUCAUUCAUUGUGUGGAAAAAAUAAAAUUGAAAUUGUGACUUUAAAACUGAAUCAAAUUGAAUCUUUGCUUGACUGAACCGUCACAUCCAUACUUCAAAGUAAUAUCAGUAAGAUAAGAAACAGAAGAAAUGAAGAACUCCAGGCAGCAGCUGAAAACCCACAGGCUUAAUAUCAACAAGACUUUUUCCUUUUCUUCUACGUCAUUCUCUUAUGCAUAACAGCACUGAUCUAAAAGAGCAAAACCAACCUAAACUGGAGAACAGUGCAUGCAGAGCAGCCGUGGACCCCAGCACAGAACAGAACCGUACAACACAGUGAGCUGAGUUUCCUUUGCACAGAGGUAGAACAACAACUCAGAGAUCUGGCAACAGAUUGGUGAUUGGUUGACUCUGGCACCAUGAAGCGCCGCCUCACACAUCUGGAGGUCCUCCUCACCGUCACCACUUCACUUUUUGCCGUCUGCUGCGUCUGUCUGAUCGUGGUUUCCUGCAUAGACCUGAAGCCUGAAGGGGCAGUAGAGCCUGUGCAGCUGACGGGUCAGAUGGUCAUCACAGCAGGGGCGGAGUUCUCAGAGGAGCUGAGGAACGCCAGCAACCCAGUCUUCAAGUCACUGGCCUUUGAUGUGCAGCAACUGGUGUCGGAUGCAUUUGGUGCCAGUGAGCUGCGACUGCUCUACAGAUCCUGUCGAGUUCUCUAUUUCAGGCCUGGCAGCAUUGUGGCGACCUUUGACCUGGAGUUCAGUCAGCUGAUCAAUCUGAAUGAUGUGAAGCAGCAGCUGGGGGUGGGUCUUCAGCAGGUGGAGGGUGGGGCUUUGGUGAUCGAUGCAGACAGCAUUCAAAUCACAGAGAAGACAAGUUACACAACACCUGAGGCCACACCCACAACACGUCACACAACACCUGCAGCCCCGCCCACAGAAGCUUCCUGUCCUCCUGGCCACAGUCUGUGUUCGGACGGGUCCGUGUGCGUUCUGACCGAUGUGCUCUGUGAUGGAGUCAGCGACUGCCCUGAUGGGUCUGAUGAAAGCUCUUCUCGCUGUGCAACGACGUGCGAUGGACAGUUCGUGCUGGGAGGAUCAAACGGAACGUUUAAGUCAUCUGAGACGGAAACGUACAGAAACAACAGCAACUGCCGCUGGAUCAUUAGGACGGAUGGAGGACUCUCUGUCCUGGUCAGCUUCCACCACUUUGAGACUGAAGAGUACAGUGAUGUGCUUAAACUUUACGAAGGAGUUGGACCACACAAGGUGCUCACAGCGGAGCUCUCAGGCCCCUUUCCUCCUGGGACUGUGUUGCUGCUGAACAGCCAGGUGACUGUAGAGUUCACCUCUGACGGCGUCAACAAUCUGUCUGGGUUCAAAGCCUCCUACGUGGCAGUAAACACCUCCAGACUGACCAACCAGGAGAAGCUCAGUUGCAACUUUGAGCAGGGUUUCUGUUUCUGGAGGCAGACACAAGAGAAUUUAGAUACCUGGAUUCGAACCAACGUCCCCACUUUUCCGCCGUUAACUGGACCAAACUUUGACCAUACGUUUGGGAACAGUUCAGGCUUCUACAUUGUUACCUCCAUGAGCCCUGGCCAGUGGCUGAAGAGCUUCAUGAUCAACAGCCUCCCUCUGGCUCCAUCUUCACACCCCAUGUGCUUGAGUUUCUGGUACCACAUGUUCGGAGAGGAUGUUUACCGCCUCAGAGUCCUCCUGCGUGCUUCUCAACCAGAGUCGACUGAAGUUGUACUGUUCCACAAAGAAGGGAACUUUGGAGACAACUGGAACUAUGGACAGAUCACCCUCAACCUGACGACAGAGACGACGGUGGUGUUUGAAGCCCAGAAAAAGGGUGGUAUGCAAAACGACAUUGCUCUUGAUGACAUCUCCCUGACAUCUGAGGCCUGUGGACCCGCCCCACCUGAACCAACAAAUGUACCUCUUCCAACAACCGCCGCCCCCAUACCAACUGACUGUGGAGGGCCUUUCGACCUCUGGGAGCCUAACUCAACAUUUGCCUCUCCAAAUUACCCACAGUCCUAUGGGGAUGGGGCUGAGUGUCUGUGGACCCUGCAUGCUAAGGAGGGUCAAAACAUUCAGCUGCACUUCCUGGACUUUGAUGUUGAGGCAACCUAUGAUGUGGUGGAGGUGCGAGAUGGGGCGGGGCCUAACUCCACUUUACUGGCUGUGCUCAGUGGCAGUGAUGGCCCUGCACAUGACCUUUACUCAACAGCCAAUCAGAUGACAGUGUGGUUCUACACGGACAGCGGGGGAUCGGGCCGAGGUUUCAGAGCCAACUUCACCAGUGGGAUGAACCUGGGGUCUCAAGCUCCAUGUGCAAUUGGUCAGUUCCAGUGUCAGACAGGGGCCUGUAUCCAUGGUGACCGUCAGUGUGACGGUGUGGCAGAUUGUCCUGAUGGCUACGAUGAGGCUGACUGUGUUGUGUUGCAGGUAAAUGGUUCUCACCGACUCCACUUCCGGCUUCUCCACUCUCUGCUGACUGUUUGUGGGGACACCUGGCAUCCUCGGCUGUCUGACUUCAUCUGUCAGUACCUGGGAUACAGGUCUGGAGAGGAGUCGCUGCUGCCAGUUCUCCCUCAAGAUUCAGCGUUUGCAGUCGUCACAGUGAGCAGUAAUGGAACUCUGGAAACCCAAAUCAAUGAAACUUGCAGCAGUGGAGAAGUGGUUUCCCUGAACUGCAGCAACCAGCCAUGUGGGCAACGACAGGUUUAUAACCAUGGUGACCAAUCCGAGAACAGCAAAGCAUAUGAUGGUGUGCCUAGAGUAGUGGGUGGGGCCAAUGCUGAAAAGGGGGCGUGGCCAUGGAUGGUGUCUCUACACUGGAGGGGACGUCAUGCCUGUGGCGCCUCGCUGAUCAGCAGAGACUGGCUGCUGACUGCUGCACACUGUGUCUAUGGAAAGAACACUCACCUGCAGUACUGGUCAGCUGUUCUUGGCCUUCACGCUCAGAGCGCCAUGAACUCACAGGAAGUUCAGAUCCGGCAGGUGGAUCGCAUUAUCAUCAACAAGAAGUACGACAGAAGAACCAAAGAGGCAGACAUCGCCAUGAUGCACCUGCAGCAGCCGGUCAACUUCACCGAGUGGGUUGUGCCUGUGUGUUUGGCAGCUGAAGGUCAACAUUUUCCAGCUGGAAGAAGAUGUUUUAUUGCAGGGUGGGGUCGAGACGCUGAAGCAGGAUCUCUACCCGACGUCCUACAGGAGGCUGAGGUUCCCCUGGUGGACCAGGAGGAGUGCCAGCGCCUCUUACCGGAGUACACCUUCACCUCUAGCAUGCUAUGUGCUGGAUAUCCUGAAGGCGGAGUUGACUCCUGUCAGGGUGACUCCGGAGGACCUCUGAUGUGUUUAGAAGAUGCACGGUGGACUCUGAUUGGUGUGACAUCGUUUGGCGUCGGCUGCGGACGUCCGGAGAGGCCUGGAGCUUAUGCUCGAGUGUCUGCUUUUGCCUCAUGGAUUGCUGAGACCAGACGCUCCUCUUUCUCUGAUCUGGAAUGAAUUCUGCUUGAUCACCUGCAGACCCAAACACCCACCUUUACAGUUUGACACAAACCUGGAAAUAUCAGCCUUACUCAAAAGAACUGUAGAGGCUGGUGGUAAAACCACACUCAAUAUCUUAUUAGCAGUCUGAUUCAAAAGUUUGUCUGAUGUUCAUUAUUUUACUUUCUAUUAAUGAUUAUAUUGUUUUUGUCACACUGUUUUAAUUUUAUUGGAGCUUAAAUUUGUGUAUUAUUGGGGGGGUGUUUCUUGACUAACAAGAAGAUGAACUCAGUAAAGGAGUCUGUCUCACUUUAUGUCA
Oryzias melastigma (Indian medaka) is the source of this 4309-nucleotide messenger RNA. RefSeq names its product transmembrane serine protease 15 (gene tmprss15). Gene Ontology annotation, biological process: proteolysis. Gene Ontology annotation, cellular component: membrane. Gene Ontology annotation, molecular function: protein binding; serine-type endopeptidase activity. The transcript is spliced from 28 exons. NCBI's taxonomy places the organism in Eukaryota, Metazoa, Chordata, Actinopteri, Beloniformes, Adrianichthyidae. The record is from RefSeq and is a predicted model, not a curated record. Bases 910 to 4008 code for a protein of 1032 amino acids.